Messenger RNA from Vespa mandarinia (Asian giant hornet), 2671 nucleotides. RefSeq names its product putative inactive tyrosine-protein kinase Wsck. Gene Ontology annotation, molecular function: protein binding; ATP binding; transmembrane receptor protein tyrosine kinase activity. The record is from RefSeq and is a predicted model, not a curated record. Gene Ontology annotation, biological process: cell surface receptor protein tyrosine kinase signaling pathway; protein phosphorylation; multicellular organism development. Gene Ontology annotation, cellular component: signaling receptor complex; plasma membrane. NCBI's taxonomy places the organism in Eukaryota, Metazoa, Arthropoda, Insecta, Hymenoptera, Vespidae.
CAUUUGCAUGUAUCAUGUUAGUGAAUUGUUUUGUUUACGCUAAACAGUUAAUUUAUUAACUUAAUUCAUAAAUAUUUUUAUAUUGUAUUUGGAAAAUAUGAAUUAUCGAUUAUGAUUAGAAAACAGUUUACGAGCGUUAACGUCAUCUUACCAGGUUUUUGCCAAAGUAUUUGAACAUGAUUUGAGAUUUAACCUGACUAAUAUUCGAUAUGACAUCAUGCCAUAAACUCGUGCGGUGUGGCUUAUGAAUUAAUAUAAAAUGUAUAAAAUUAAAUAUCUAUCUUUGUUUUAUUUGAAAAUGUAAUCAGAAUAAUCGAUAAGAAAGAAAAAGAAAAUCAAUAUGGCUACUAUAAUAUUAUUACUUAGUAUAACUUUAGUAUGUGGACAGGAGUAUGAAGGUUGUUUUAAGAGUCCUGCGGUGGAUCCUGAUUUAUCUUCCUUAAUUUCAAGUCGUAUUACUGCCCCUAAUGAAUGUAUCAAACAAUGUUAUUCGCUUGAUUACAUGUUUGCUGGAUUACAGAAUGGACAGAGAUGUUAUUGUGGUAGUAAGUUUGGUAAAAAUGGCUUGUCCGACUCUUGCAAUAUUCCAUGUACUGCUGAUGCAUCUAAAUUUUGUGGAGGUCAGGAAGCUAUGAGUAUAUAUUCGACUGGACAAAAAGGUCCCAGUAGACCAAGAGCUAUUCAAAUAAUUCCUCAAAAAGAUGAUAGUUUCUUAAUUACAUGGCAACCACCUGAUAUAUCAAAUGGAAAUAUUACAUCUUAUACACUGACUGCUGUUGCUAUUAAAACGCACAGUUAUAACAAUUUAUCACCGAUAGAAAGUCAAGUACAAGGUGCCACAUCUAAUAGUACUAUUUUAAGAGGUCUUCAACCUGGUACUAAGUAUAAUGUAUCAAUUUCUGCAAGUAAUUCUCAAGGAAUCAGUAAACCAGCUUAUGUUACUGAAUGGACCUCCAUAGGUCCACCUGAUAAACCAGCUACACCAGAAAUAUUAAAUCAAAAUAAUACUACCACAACAGUUAUGCUUUCUGAGGGAAGUAGCGAAAAUGGACCAGUGAGCGCUUAUCAAGUUGUAGUAGUUCAGCCUGGCACAAUACCUCCGGUUGGGUCAGAUGUUAUGUAUUUAAAUUAUGAAAAGUCAUUUCAAGAAGGUUUAGGUUAUUAUAUAACAGCAGAAUUUGAUGCAUCAGACUUUCAUAAUUAUAAAAAAUUUGUAGUAGGAGAUGGAAGAUUAAUAGGGGGAUAUUAUAAUGCUCCUUUAAAAACUGAACCAAUGAUGCCACAAAUAGGAUUGGUGGUUAUAUCAAGAGCACAAGGAGAAGUGCAGUAUUCCUAUUCUAAUUUUACCAACAGUAUUCAACAAUUUCAACAAGAUGAAUUUCAUCAAAUGGAUUCUGUUGUUGUCAUUAUUUUACGUAUAGGAAUUAUUCUUUUAGGAUCUUUACUUAUUUUAUCCAUAUUAAUAUUUUAUUUAGUAAGACGUCGUCAUGAAAAGGCCCAUAUAAUAAAACUUCCAGAGCAACAAGAAUUGACAUUACAAGGGCCAUUGCAUGAAGUAGAUAACAUGGGAUAUAUUCCAGAGGAUGUACCAGAAAGGGUAAAUCAUUAUCAAGAAUUGAAAAACAAAGUCUGGAGUAUACCACAAAAUAAUUUAUCAAUUGAUAAUGCAGUUUUACGUAGAGGGCGAUUUGGUACAGUUCACUCUGGUACAGUACAAAAAGAUGAUAAGACAUUUUCUGUAGUUGUUCAUACUAUAGCCGAUCGUUCAUUAAAACCGUCAGAUAAGCAAGCUAUGCUAAGAGAAUUAGAUGUAUGCAUUAAGACAUCAACAAUGAAAUAUCUUGCUGGUUUGGUUGGAACCUGUGAAACAUCAGAUACUUUAUAUGUUGUUCUAGAAAUGCCUCCACAAAUAUUGAAACAUUUAUUAUUAGCUGCUAGAUCUGGAACAAUAUUUCCAAUUGAUCAAAUGUUACCUAUUGGUUCUUCAAUUGCAUCUGCAUUACAACAUCUUGAAAAUUAUAAGAUCAUUCAUAAUCAUUUAUGUGCUAGAAGUAUAGGGAUUACCAAUGAUUGGAUACCUAAGGUCAUGGGUCAUGGUAUUGCAAAAUACGUCUUAGAAGAUGUAAAAUAUGCUCGUUGGAGGGCAACAGAAUGUUUUACUAGUAAAAAAAAGCAUCAACCAGGCGUUGUCUGGGCAUUUGGAAUACUUUUAUGGGAAAUGCUUAGUAUGGGUGGAACUCCUUAUUCAAAUCUUCAAUUUGAUAGCGAAGUUGAGGAAGCUGUUGAACGAGGUAUCAGAUUACCACAAUUACCAGAUAUGCCUGAUCCGUUAUACGAAGUGAUGUUAUCAUGCUGGCAAGUUGAUCCAGAAGAAAGACCAACUUUUGACGAGCUUGUGAGAUUGAAUACUUUAAGUAUAUGUCCCAUCACUACAUUUACAGAACCAUACAUUCCUGAAUUGGAGUUGAAUUAAUCUCAUUAAAUAUAUAAUAACUUAGAGUGACAUUUGAAUUAUUCCAUAGUAUUUGUAGAUAUAAUGUGAAAUGGUUAGUACUUAAAAUCAUUAUAUCUACCUCAGCCGACUUGCGCGACAAGAAGUAUGUUUGGAAGACUGACGAAAUCAUUUUGUUUCUUUUUUAUCUAAAAAAAAAAAAAAAAAAAAAAAAAAAAA